AUGGAUGUCGUAUUAGGAAUCAGAUUAAAAGAUUGUACACUUAUAGCUACUUCAAAAUCAGUCACUAGAGGGAUUUCAGUAUUAAAGGAAGAUGAUGAUAAAACAAGAAUAUUAAACGAACAUAACUUAAUUGCAUUCACCGGAGAAGCUGGUGAUACUGUUCAAUUUGCCGAAUAUAUCCAAGCUAACAUUCAAUUAUAUUCAAUGAGAGAAAAUGAUAUCGAAUUAUCACCAAAGGCAACUGCAUCAUUUGUAAGAAAUCAAUUAGCCACAUCAUUAAGAACUCGUAAACCAUAUCAAGUCAAUGUGUUAAUUGGAGGUUUCGAUACGAAAACCGGUAAACCAACUUUGAAUUAUAUUGAUUAUAUCGGUACUCAAGCUAUAUUACCAUACGCAGCCCAUGGAUAUGCAGCAUUUUAUUGUAUGUCAUUAUUAGAUAAACACUACAGACCAGAGAUGGAAUUGAAUGACGGUUUAAAAUUAUUGGAAAUGAGUAUUAAAGAAUUACAAACAAGAAUGCCAAUGGAUUUCAAAGGUGUUAUUGUUAAGGUUAUUGAUAAAGAAGGUAUCCGUAAAAUUGAUGUGUAG
Molecule: messenger RNA, 588 nt
Organism: Yamadazyma jaroonii
Lineage: Eukaryota; Fungi; Ascomycota; Pichiomycetes; Serinales; Debaryomycetaceae
Source: the annotation of a GenBank genome assembly